Messenger RNA from Diversispora eburnea, 624 nucleotides. Lineage: Eukaryota; Fungi; Glomeromycota; Glomeromycetes; Diversisporales; Diversisporaceae. The record is from the annotation of a GenBank genome assembly.
AUGUCAUCCUACAACGAGCAAGAAUUAACACAAAACGAAGCCGUAGAUGAACGUGUGCAAGAAGUCCUGGAUAAAGUUAUUGAAACUAGAAACAACAAUGGUGGUUCUUUGACUGAAGACGAAAUAUUUGAAGAAUUAGAGAACGAUGAUGAUUUUGCGAUUGCCAGUUUUCGUGAACAAAGGAUGGAACAAUUGAAACAAGAAAUGAUGAAAUUACAGGAGAUGCGUCAGAAUGAUCAUGGCUCAUAUACAGAAAUUUUGAGUGAGAAAGAAAUACUUAAAAUAACAACUACUUCCAAAUUGUGCGUUGUGCAUUUUUUUCAUAAAGAGUUUCGAAGAUGCCAAAUUAUGGACAAACAUCUUACGUUUGUAAAAAUUGAUGUUGAGAAUGCAAAUUUCUUGGUGGUAAAACUUGGAAUACAAGUUUUACCAUGUGUGAUUUCUUUUGUGGAUGGAAUUGUAGUUGAUAGGAUCAUUGGUUUCGAAGGGCUCGGAAAUACUGAUUCAUUUACAACUACUACUCUUGAAUUAAGUUUAUCCAAAAGUGAAACUCCAAAGAAAACAGAACGUAAAAGCAUAUUUGGAUUUGCUGAAGCGAAUGAAGAGGACUACGACGACGAUUAA